AUGGCCCAAAUCUUGAAAAACGUUAGUGUUGAUUAUGAUCCAUUGAAAAUCAAUGCUGAUGCACUGGGAUUAGCAGAUCCAAAGCUGUGCUACAUUCUGGAUGGGAUCCUUUUAAUAUAUGCUAUCAUCAUCACAGCCCUUUUCAUGAAAGUAAAGCUAAGCAAUCGCUCUACUGAAUCCAAGCCUUCUCAAAAUGCAAAUGACAUAUAUAAUAAACUAUCUACCGGACACAGAGAUGAAUAUGAUUCUCUGGCAGUAAAAAAACCAGAUACAGAUCUUGAAAUGGCUGUGGAAAACCAGCGCAGAAGAAAGAAACCUCAGGACAAAGUUUACACUUCCCUACAGCGGGAUAAGAUGGGUGAAGCAUACAGUGAAAUUGGAAAGAAAGGAGAGAGACAUUGUGGCAAAGGCAAUGAUAUUCUUUAUCAGGGCCUCAGCCAAGCAACAAAGGACACAUACAAUGUCCUUCAAAUGAAGCCAAUGCAUUCUCAUUAGUUACACCUGGAAGAAAGAAAGAACAUUCCUUAUGGUGGAAUGGUAGCAACUAAAGAGGACAGUUCAUUUCAGCAACGCCAUUGCCUUGUUUGAAGAAUGCUAUUGUACAGUCAGCAAAACCCAUAUUUCAUUUCCAAAUAACAUCCUAGGUUUUUUUUUUAAAAAAAAUGUACAUAUGUUUAAAGAUUCUGCUUAAUGUAUAGUUGCUCAUAUUUAGGAGCAGAAGUUGAGAUUGCUAUUCACUGCAUAAUUAAAUAAGAAAAAAAUAUUUUUCUUCCUAAGGUGAAAAGUAACCAACAUAUUUUCUUUCCUUAUAGAUGUGUUGAAAGGUAUUUUUAAUUGAAGAUAGCUGGGGAACUUUUGGGGGAAAGGGGAGGGGAAGAGGAUAUAUUCUGGAACCUUUCAUCACUCUCCAGGAAUUUGGAUUACUGUACAAUCUAUCAGUCAUACCAGCAGGGCUGGUGGCAAAGGAUGUCAAAAAUUGUCAUUUUUUAAAAUUGAUAACUCUCAAAUCAUUAAAUAGUUCAGAACUUAACUGAAGGUAGAUAUCUUUUUAUAUUGAAGAUGAUGGUACUUUGAAUUGCAGUGUAUGAGAAAAUUGAAAGUUCUGUUCAUGAGCUUGGAUCAUUAUCCACAAAAUGUAAUUUUCUUUAGCAUCAAAAAGCUAUCAGCCUUUACUAUUAUGUUUGGAUGAAGUCUGCAAGUAAAAUAAAAAAACAAAAACAAAAAAACUGGACACAGAACUAGCCCAUUUAAUAAAGCAACCAAAACUAGUUUUGGCUUAGAACUACUUCUGUCGAAGAACAAAAGUCUUACUUUUGAAUAGUUAAAAUGUAUUGGAUGUCACUAAACAGUAAUCAUAAAAAUACUCUUGUGCUAUGAAGAAGUGGACCAGUACAGUUUAUGCCUGUCUUUGCAUGAUUAAAAUAAUGGAUAAG
This is a messenger RNA of Protobothrops mucrosquamatus (brown spotted pit viper), 1433 nucleotides long. It is a transcript of the gene CD247, whose product is annotated as CD247 molecule. Gene Ontology annotation, molecular function: transmembrane signaling receptor activity. The record is from RefSeq and is a predicted model, not a curated record. Gene Ontology annotation, cellular component: membrane. Gene Ontology annotation, biological process: cell surface receptor signaling pathway. Bases 1 to 495 code for a protein of 164 amino acids. The transcript is spliced from 8 exons. NCBI's taxonomy places the organism in Eukaryota, Metazoa, Chordata, Lepidosauria, Squamata, Viperidae.